Molecule: messenger RNA, 1595 nt
Organism: Dermochelys coriacea (leatherback sea turtle)
Lineage: Eukaryota; Metazoa; Chordata; Testudines; Dermochelyidae
Product: inosine-uridine preferring nucleoside hydrolase-like
Exons: 6
Coding region: 197-1153 (318 amino acids)
Molecular function (GO): hydrolase activity, hydrolyzing N-glycosyl compounds
Source: RefSeq, a predicted model, not a curated record
GCACGCAGAGCGAGCGCAUCCGCGCGCCUCCCGCCCGGCCGUUAGCUCACGUGACGCCUCCUUUCCCCUCCCUCGGUUCUCCCAGGACUCAGGGGCGAGAGUCGCGCGGGGCGGCUCGGGUUUGGCCGCAACGUGUGUGGGACACGGACCUCGCCCAGCGGGCUCGGCUCCCAGAGCGGCGGCAGGUAUUUAAAAAAUGACAAAGUUGUUGAUUGAUGUUGACUGUGGAGUCGAUGAUGCUCAAGCCAUAAUGAUGGCUCUGGCAUCUCCCAGUGUUGAAAUUCUGGGAAUUACUUGCUGUUAUGGAAACACACUGUUGGAAAACGUCUGCAAAAAUGUACUUCGUGUGCUACAAGUUUGUAACAGGCUUGAGAUUCCAGUUUAUCAAGGUGCUUCUGCUCCCUUACUUGGUGGUCCUGUGGAAGGGGCUUUGUAUCAUGGAAGAGAUGGUUUGGGUGAUGUUCCUGAUCCGAAUGCUCCAGGAUUAGACCAUCUACAGAAAGAACAUGCUGUGAUUGCAAUGUUAAGAAUUGUUAGAGAGAAGCCUGGUAAGAUUUCUCUAGUUGCCACUGGUCCUUUGACUAAUCUAGCUUUGGCAGUGAAAUUGGAUCCAACAUUUCCUAUGAAGCUUAAAAAUAUGUUCAUCAUGGGAGGAAAUAUAGAAUCCAGAGGAAAUAUUACAGUCUGUGGAGAAUUCAAUUUUACAACUGAUCCAGAAGCUGCUUAUGUUGUCUUAAAUGAGUUCACUUGCCCUACUUAUAUUGCAACAUGGGAAUUUACAUGUCACAAUUCCUUGUCUUGGGAAUUCUAUCAUGAGUGGGUUAAUCAGGACACCAAAAAAGCUAAAUUCAUGGAGAAAAUAUCUGCUCACAGCAUAAAAUUCACAGAGUCAAAACACGAAAAUACAGGCAACAUCUUAUGGACUUCAGGAUUUGUGUCUUGUGAUUCCUAUGCUAUGGCUGCUGCAAUUGACGAGAGCUUUGUCACAAAAGCCAUAGAAGUUGCUGUAAGUGUGGAGCUGAAUGGCUCACUAACUAGAGGAAUGAUGGUAAUGGAUAUGACCGGUCUUCUUAAGAAGAAAAAUAAAGCUUUUGUCAUUAAUAAGUGUGAUUUAGAGAAGUUCAAGGGACUUCUCAUUGCUGCUUUAAAAUAACAUUUGGCUGUCUGAUAAAUGUCCCAGUCUUGUUAAUUUUGAACUGUAACUGUAGGUCUCAUUACAGUGGUAACUUUAGAUUCAUAGCUACCAUCAGACAAUCAUAAAAUUAUUUUUAGUUAAUAACUUUCUCUUAUGUCAGGUUUUCAACAAAGUCCAUUCAAGUGAAUAUGAAAAGGACCCAUUUAAAUCUAUAAUAGUGAGAGAAUUCAAAGUGCAAGUUAAAAUGGCAGCCUAAUUGUUAGAUAACUCUGAAUGCACUUAUUACCUGGUAGGCUAGUACUCUAGUUUAGCAUGUAAAUACUUAACUUACCCAAGUUUCAAAAAAUGCAUUUACUCGGUAGACAGAAACAGCAACUGAAAUCUAGAAUAUACAUAUAAAUUAUGAUCUGUCAUCAGUUUGUAAGAUGGAGAAGAUAGACUGUUCUAAUUCCCACUGCUU